AUGCCGCCCACACUCGAGAAAAUCGAUACCAGCGCUCCCCCAUCUGCGAACAAACCCAAGACCGCUAUGACUCCCGUCACCCACAAGCAAAUGUCCGAGGAAGAAGUCCAGGCGUACCAAGACGUCUUUGCUCUGUUUGACAAAGAUGGAAGUGGAACCAUUACCGCGCAAGAACUCGGUGAAAUCAUGAAGUCUCUUGGCCAGAACCCGUCCGAUUCAGAGUUGCAGGAUAUGAUCAAUGAAGUCGACGUCGAUCGUUCCGGCAGCAUAGAUUUUGACGGCAAGUAUUCUCCAUCCGCCACCGACUAUAUUCUGUUUACCUCUCUGCCCAAUAUCGCACCCGGAUAUUUCUGA
Messenger RNA from Fonsecaea multimorphosa CBS 102226, 354 nucleotides. RefSeq lists its product as uncharacterized. The record is from RefSeq and is a predicted model, not a curated record. The transcript is spliced from 5 exons. Gene Ontology annotation, molecular function: calcium ion binding; enzyme regulator activity. The coding region runs from base 1 to 354 and encodes 117 amino acids. NCBI's taxonomy places the organism in Eukaryota, Fungi, Ascomycota, Eurotiomycetes, Chaetothyriales, Herpotrichiellaceae.